Staurois parvus is the source of this 341-nucleotide messenger RNA. The record is from the annotation of a GenBank genome assembly. NCBI's taxonomy places the organism in Eukaryota, Metazoa, Chordata, Amphibia, Anura, Ranidae.
CAGAUAUAAUGAAUGCAGGGUCCUGGGAGACCAGAUAUAGUGAAUGCAGGGUCCUGGGAGACCAGAUAUAGUGAACGCAGGGUCCGGGGAGACAGGAUAUGGUGAAUGCAGGGUCCGGGGAGAGCAGAUAUAAUGAAUGCAGGGUCCGGGGAGACCAGAUAUAGUGAAUGCAGGGGUCCGGGGAGACCAGAUAUAGUGAAUGCGGGGUCCUGGGAGACCAGAUAUAGUAAAUGCAGGGUCCUGGGAGACCAGAUAUAGUGAAUGCGGGGCCCUGGGAGACCAGAUAUAGUGAAUGCAGGGUCCUGGGAGAUCAGAUAUAAUGAAUGCGGGGUCCUGGGAGA